This is a messenger RNA of Polistes dominula (European paper wasp), 2659 nucleotides long. RefSeq names its product TWIK-related acid-sensitive K[+] channel 7 (gene Task7). Gene Ontology annotation, molecular function: outward rectifier potassium channel activity; potassium ion leak channel activity. The record is from RefSeq and is a predicted model, not a curated record. Gene Ontology annotation, cellular component: plasma membrane. NCBI's taxonomy places the organism in Eukaryota, Metazoa, Arthropoda, Insecta, Hymenoptera, Vespidae. Gene Ontology annotation, biological process: stabilization of membrane potential; potassium ion transmembrane transport.
AGAAAUCACUAGGUGCGGUGUGUUUCAUAUUUCCAUGGAGGUAUAUCUCGUAGUGGUUGAACCGAUCAAUACUUCAUGAGUUUCGUUCUGGGUUUGUGAGAGGGUUCAGAGAAGAAGCAACAUUGUGUUACUUUGUACGUUUUUGUAGACAAGUGCAUGCACCACGACAACACGAGUUGUUUGAUAAUCUUUCAAGUAUGUUCAAAGAAAAAAGAAACAGAAUGAUUUAAAUAAUAAUAAUAAUCGAUAUGGUUCAAAUUUGUUUCAAUUUUUCCCAAUGGAGUUUGAUGAUGAUGAUGAUAAUCGUGUGUUGAGUGUUUUUCAAUGGACGUUAUGUGUUUCAUUGAUGUGUGAAUGGAACAAUUUUCAUAAAAUUGCAUUGAAAUUAUUGUUAAAAAGAAUUGUACAAAAAAUUGUUAUCCUUUUGUAAAGUUAAUUAACGAAGAUGAAGAGACAAAACGUUAGAACUUUAUCGUUGGUAGUGUGCACAUUUAUUUACCUUUUGAUUGGUGCUGCGGUAUUCGAUGCACUUGAAUCGGACACCGAAAGGAAACGUCGCGAAUUUUUAUCAGAUAUACGUCGUAAUAUGAUGAAAAAGUAUAACAUAAGCGAGGAGGAUUAUAGAAUGGUGGAAAUCGUAAUUAUUGAAAAUAAACCCCAUAAAGCGGGUCCUCAAUGGAAAUUUGCUGGUGCCUUCUACUUUGCUACAGUUGUUCUCGCUAUGAUUGGUUAUGGACAUUCCACACCUGUCACCAUUGGUGGCAAAGCAUUUUGCAUGGCAUAUGCUAUGGUUGGCAUACCACUUGGUCUGGUAAUGUUUCAAAGUAUUGGCGAACGUUUAAACAAAUUUGCAUCGGUUGUUAUAAGACGUGCAAAGACUUACAUGAGAUGUAAAAAAAACGACGCUACGGAAAUGAACCUAAUGUUGGCUACUGGAUUAUUAUCAAGUAUAAUCAUCACUACUGGUGCUGCGGUAUUUUCACGUUACGAGGGUUGGAGUUAUUUCGAUAGUUUUUAUUAUUGUUUCGUCACAUUAACGACCAUUGGUUUCGGUGAUUUCGUUGCAUUGCAGAACGAUCAUGCACUUUCAAACAAACCAGGUUACGUGGCUCUAAGUCUGGUGUUCAUUUUAUUUGGUUUGGCUGUUGUAGCAGCUAGCAUAAAUCUAUUGGUUCUACGUUUUAUGACAAUGAAUACCGGAGAUCCACGUAGGGAGGAUAACGAUUUACAAAUAACUGCCGAUCACGUGUUAACCUUGGACGGUGAAGUAGUUGCUGUCAAUGGGAAAGCUUUGCCAAAUCUCGUCCCGAUAAUUCACGAUACCGAUGAUUGCGUAAGCGUGUGUUCAUGCACGUGUCUUGGACAAACUAAUUCGGAAUUAUUGGAUUCGUCUGGUUAUCAAGGUUACAGGCCACCAUCAACCUCGGCGAGUUUUCGCGUUAAACGUGCAUCAGUCUGAUGGAAGGAGUUUCGUCGUCGUAGCUUACGUCGUCGACUUUCCAAGGCCGACAGUCGAGAACUUCUUGGCAUUGAUGUUUGAACUCGAAUACAGAAAAAAAAAGGAAAAAGGAAAAAGGAAAAAAAUAAACACAGUAAACGUAAAACAAAUAAAUGAAAGGAAACAAACUGGGGAUGGGGGUGGGGCUGAAAAAAAAAAUAUCAAACAAGGAUAGGACACUGCCAUAUAAGGACAGAUAUUAAAUCAGAAUAAUAUUCUCGGAUUGUCACAUCCGAAAAUCUCAUAAUCAAUAUUGUAAGACUCAUUAUGUGAAGUAAUUUUUUUAAAAAAGAACAAAAAAACGAUGACGAUUAAUAGUAAAUACUUGAAAGAUUAUUGAACUAUUUUGAAAAAGAAACAAAUAUAUGUAUUAUCACAUAAUGUUGUUGAAGAAAUAAGAUCAAUAUUCGAAUAUUUAUUAAACAUUGUACGGGGAAAGAGUUAACCGGUGGUGGUUUUACAUGUAUUGUACGAUUUCAUUAUUGGAUAUUGUAUGUAUAUUGUAUAUUACAUACCGGUGUUUGUUCGAAAAUGAUGGUAUUUUUUUAUGCGAUUUGUAAUUAAAAUCGAUAGUAAAUUUAAGUAUAACGAAAGACUGACGAAACGAUAGAAAAUUUAUUUAAAAAGGAAAAUAGAAAAAAGAACAAUUAAAAGUAGUCGAUGGGAUUAUUAAUAGUCUAUGAUGUAUCUUCUUCCUGUAAAAUAUGAGAUUGAUCACAUUUAUACGUGUUAGUGUUGUUUAAAUAAUAUUUGGAAAUUAUUUCAUAACAUUAUAUCAUUAUUAAUAGAAUCUGAUUAUUAUUUUACAAAGUUUUAUUUAGAUUGUUCAAAUACGUUUUAAAGAGAUAAUUUGUUAUACAUAAAUAGGCGCAUAUAUGUGUUUAUAAAAAAUUAAUGAAAUCGAUCUUAUCAUAUCGAUAAUAUUUAAGUGCGUGGGUAGAAAAAGGGCAUUUUCCUCUUUAAAAUGGUUUUUGUUUGAAGUCUCUACGACUUUUGGUUCGGAAGAUAUUGCCUUCGCAAGAUUUACAUUGAUCGUUCAUUCAUAAAUCGGUCGUAGUAAGCGUAGCGUAACAUCUGUUUACGCAUAACAGCUGACGAUUGUAAACAUUCGUAAUUUCCAAGAAUUUAUGUAGGUCACUCAGUCAUAUCCAAAUAUGAAUG